AUGUCUUCUUUUACUGCUCGCCUCUUUAAGAAUGGCUUGUUUCUCAGAGAGAUAGCUAUUCUGUCCAGUGAGUCUUCUUUUCUGCUUCAGAUCGUUGAUAAGCUCGUUAAUAAUCAGGCGCUGCUUUCCAUUGAUGUUGAUCAUUUGCCACUGCAAAUCGACUCCAACAGACGAAAGAUCAUUGUUUUGGAUUCAAUUCACUCAGGAAAGGGCAGAUCGUCAUCAAGCGAUCCAUAUCAGCAGCUCUUAAAAAUACUAUUUAAUAGUGAAAAUUUGAAUGUCGACCACGACUACUAUAAAACUGACUCAAUUGAUUUUAUCUCCAAUUUCUCUUCGAAUUUGCUUAAAGCAAUAGAUUCCUCCAAUAAAUUGCCUGUUACUCUAAUUAUUAUAUCUGGUGAUACCUCCAUUAAUGAGUUCGUCAACAACUUGCCUCACAUUCCUGAUUUUCAAAAUGAUAUCUUAAUCUCAGUUCUACCUUUGGGCUCAGGUAAUGCGUUAGCGAGCGAAUUAAAUAUAAUUGACCCAAUUGAUUCAAUUAAAAAACUAAUAUCAAAUUCUUCCAAGGGAUCAAAAUUACCUCUAUAUAACGCAACUUUCUCAGAUGGCUCCUACUUAUUUUUAAAUCCCGAAAUCAAAGUAUCUUCUUUUAAUUUCUUUUUAAUAUUCUCAUGGUGUUUCCAUGCUUCUUUGGUAGCGGAUUCGGAAGAUCCCUCUUUAAAAUCAAAAGGUGUUGAAAGAUUUCAAAUUGCUGCUAAUUAUAAUUUGAACAAAAAAAUUCAAACUUAUAACUGUGAUUUAUCGAUAAAUGAUCAACAAAUUGCUUCAAAUUCAAACUAUUCUUAUUUCAUUUUAUCCGCGGUGAAAAAUCUUCAGGAUAACUUCAAUAUAUCUCCUUUAUCAAAUCUAUUAAAUCAAGAUUUGUAUUUACUUUUAAUGCAUUAUAACAACGAUAUUGAUGGUCAAUCAAACAACAAAAAUCUAUUAAAUGUUAUGAAUCAAGCAUUUAAUAAUGCUAAUCACAUUGAUGAUACCAAUUUUUUUAAAUCAAAUCAAUUAGAUUAUUACAAAAUUAAAGAUUACAAAAAUCAUAACAAUGAUUUCCAAAUCAAUUUAAAAAUUAAUGAAUCAGAAAAAAACAUGUGUAGAGUUUGUCUUGACGGAACAAUAAUUGUUGUAGAUUCGAUCAAUGAUACUCAAAAAUUUGUCCAAAUCAAUAAUUCGGGAAAUAGUUACAAUAAUUGGAAUCUAUUUAUCUUAAAUUAA
Molecule: messenger RNA, 1266 nt
Organism: Ascoidea rubescens DSM 1968
Lineage: Eukaryota; Fungi; Ascomycota; Saccharomycetes; Ascoideales; Ascoideaceae
Exons: 1
Coding region: 1-1266 (421 amino acids)
Biological process (GO): sphingosine biosynthetic process
Cellular component (GO): intracellular membrane-bounded organelle; cytoplasm; membrane
Source: RefSeq, a predicted model, not a curated record